AUGGUGGACCUGGACAGCGAGGUGCCCCCGCUCCCCCCGCGGUACCGGUUUCGGGACUUGCUGCUGGGCGACCAGGGCUGGCAGAGCGACGACAGGGUGCAAGUUGAAUUCUAUAUGAAUGAAAAUACAUUUAAAGAGAGACUAAAGCUCUUCUUCAUCAAAAACCAAAGAUCAAGUCUGAGAAUACGAUUAUUCAAUUUUUCUCUCAAGCUACUAAGCUGUUUGUUAUACAUAAUUCGUGUGCUUCUGGAUGAUCCUACGCAAGGACUUGGAUGGUCUCCCAUUAUUUGGGUGAAUCGAAGCUUGCCUUUAUGGGGAUUACAGGUUUCUGUGGCUUUAAUAAGUCUCUUUGAAACUCUGCUGCUGAGUUAUCUAAGCUACAAGGGAAAUAUCUGGGAACAAAUUCUGAGAAUACCCUUUCUCCUGGAAAUAAUUAAUGCUGUCCCUUUCAUCAUCACGAUUUUCUGGCCAGUCCUAAGAAACCUGUUUAUUCCUGUAUUUUUAAAUUGUUGGCUGGCAAAGCAUGCUUUAGAGAAUAUGAUUAAUGAUCUUCACAGAGCCAUCCAACGCACGCAGUCUGCAAUGUUUAACCAAGUCCUCAUUUUAAUAUCUACCUUACUAUGUCUUAUCUUCACUUGUAUUUGUGGAAUUCAGCAUCUGGAACGAGCAGGAAACAGGUUGACUCUCUUUGACUCCCUUUAUUUCUGCAUAGUGACAUUUUCCACUGUGGGCUUUGGGGAUGUUACACCCAAGAUAUGGCCUUCAAAGCUGCUUGUUGUCAUUAUGAUCUGUGUUGCUCUUGUGGUGUUGCCCAUACAGUUUGAACAGCUGGCAUAUUUGUGGAUGGAGAGACAAAAGUCUGGUGGUAACUACAGUCGACACAGAGCUCAGACGGAAAAACAUGUUGUGCUGUGUGUUAGCUCUCUGAAGAUUGACUUACUUAUGGAUUUCUUAAAUGAAUUCUAUGCUCACCCCAGAUUGCAGGACUAUUAUGUCGUUAUUUUGUGUCCUGCUGAGGUGGAUGCUCAGGUCCGAAGGGUGUUACAAAUCCCAAUGUGGUCCCAAAGAGUUAUCUAUCUGCAAGGCUCAGCACUAAAAGAUCAAGACCUGUUGAGAGCUAAAAUGGAUGAUGCUGAAGCUUGUUUCAUUCUGAGUAGCCGCUGUGAGGUGGACCGGACAGCAGCUGAUCAUCAAACCAUUUUAAGAGCAUGGGCAGUUAAAGACUUUGCUCCAAAUUGUCCUUUGUACGUCCAGAUAUUGAAACCUGAGAACAAAUUCCACAUCAAGUUUGCAGAUCAUGUUGUGUGUGAAGAAGAAUUCAAAUAUGCUAUGCUAGCUCUAAAUUGUAUAUGCCCAGCUACCUCUACAUUAAUCACACUGCUGGUUCAUACAUCUAGGGGACAGGAGAGUCAGCAAUCACCGGAACAAUGGCAGAAAAUGUAUGGCAGAUGCUCUGGUAAUGAAGUGUAUCAUAUUAACCUGGAAGAAAGUACUUUUUUUGCUGAGUAUGAGGGGAAAAGCUUCACAUAUGCUUCUUUCCAUGCACAUAAAAAGUUUGGAGUCUGUCUGAUUGGUGUUAGAAAGGAAGAUAACAAAAACAUUUUGCUGAAUCCAGGUCCUCGAUAUAUCAUGAGUUCUACAGAUAUAUGCUUUUAUAUAAAUAUCACCAAAGAAGAGAAUUCUGCUUUUAAGAAGCAAGAAAAGCAUAGAAAAAACCAUGAAUCAAAAUUAUCUUACCAUGGAGCUUCUAGGUUACCCGUACACAGUAUAAUAGCCAGCAUGGGGACAGUGGCUAUCGAUUUACAAGAUACAGGAUGCCGAACAUCCAGCGGACCUACGCUAGCUCUUCCUUCCGAGGGAGGUAAAGAGGGCAGACGGCCCAGUAUAGCACCUGUUUUGGAGGUUGCAGACUCGUCCUCACUUCAGACAUGUGACCUGCUAAGUGACCAGUCAGAAGAUGAAACUACCCCGUCAGAUGAUGAAGCCUCUGCAGGCUUAGAGUAUGCCAAAGGCUAUCCUCCUUACUCUCCGUAUAUUGGAAGCUCUCCCACAUUUUGUCAUCUUCUGCAUGAAAAAGUACCCUUUUGUUGUCUAAGACUAGAUAAGGGAUGCCAACAUAACUACUAUGAAGAUGCCAAAGCCUAUGGAUUCAAAAAUAAAUUGAUUAUAGUUGCAGCAGAAACUGCUGGAAAUGGCUUGUAUAACUUUAUUGUUCCACUCAGAGCUUAUUACCGACCAAAGAAAGAACUAAAUCCCAUUGUAUUACUCCUCGAUAACCCGCCAGAUAUGCAUUUUCUGGAUGCAAUCUGUUGGUUUCCAAUGGUUUACUACAUGGUGGGCUCUAUCGACAACCUAGAUGACUUAUUAAGAUGUGGGGUCACCUUUGCAGCUAAUAUGGUGGUGGUGGACAAAGAAAGUACAAUGAGUGCCGAGGAAGACUACAUGGCAGAUGCUAAGACUAUCGUAAAUGUUCAAACACUCUUUAGGUUGUUCUCAAGCCUAAGCAUUAUCACAGAACUAACUCACCCAGCCAAUAUGAGAUUCAUGCAGUUCAGAGCCAAAGACUGCUAUUCUCUUGCUCUGUCCAAAUUAGAAAAGAAAGAGCGGGAGAAGGGAUCUAAUCUGGCAUUUAUGUUUCGACUGCCCUUCGCUGCUGGCAGGGUUUUCAGCAUCAGUAUGUUGGAUACGCUGCUUUAUCAGUCAUUUGUGAAAGAUUAUAUGAUUUCUAUCACAAGACUUCUGCUGGGACUUGAUACCACACCAGGAUCUGGCUUUCUUUGUUCUAUGAAAAUCACAGAAGAGGAUCUAUGGAUUAGGACAUAUGCCAGACUAUAUCAGAAACUUUGUUCUUCUACAGGAGACAUUCCAAUUGGAGUCUAUAGGACAGAAUCCCAAAAGCUUACAACAUCUGAGUCUCAAAUCUCUAUCAGUGUGGAAGAAUGGGAAGACACUAAAGACACCAAAGAACAGAUUAGUUAUCGUAGUAAUCAUCGUAACUCAACAUCUAGUGAUCAGUCUGAUCAUCCCUUGUUACGACGAAAAAGCAUGCAGUGGGCCCGACGGCUGAGCAGAAGAGUACCAAGACACUCUGGUAAAACAGCUGAGAAGAUAAACCAGCAGCGGAUGAACCUUUACAGGAGGUCAGAAAGACAGGAGCUUGCUGAACUUGUAAAAAACAGAAUGAAGCAUUUGGGCCUUUCUCCAGCAGGAUAUGAUGAAAUGAAUGAUCAUCAGAACACCCUUUCUUACAUCCUGAUCAAUCCUUCUCCAGAUACAAGAUUAGAGCUGAAUGAUAUAGUGUACUUGAUCCGACCUGAUCCAUUGGCUUAUGUUCCAAAUACUGCACCCAGCCGAAAAGACAGCUUCUGCAAUACAGUGGGACAAGACACCAGGGAGGAAACACAACUUUGA
Messenger RNA from Gymnogyps californianus (California condor), 3411 nucleotides. It is a transcript of the gene KCNT2, whose product is annotated as potassium sodium-activated channel subfamily T member 2. Gene Ontology annotation, molecular function: intracellular sodium-activated potassium channel activity. Gene Ontology annotation, biological process: potassium ion transport. Lineage: Eukaryota; Metazoa; Chordata; Aves; Accipitriformes; Cathartidae. The coding region runs from base 1 to 3411 and encodes 1136 amino acids. The record is from RefSeq and is a predicted model, not a curated record. The transcript has 28 exons. Gene Ontology annotation, cellular component: membrane.